Molecule: messenger RNA, 462 nt
Organism: Brassica napus (rape)
Lineage: Eukaryota; Viridiplantae; Streptophyta; Magnoliopsida; Brassicales; Brassicaceae
Exons: 1
Coding region: 1-462 (153 amino acids)
Source: RefSeq, a predicted model, not a curated record
AUGGCAUACUACCUUACUGACGGAGUCUAUCCAAACUGGGCAACAUUUAUCCAAUCCAUCCGACUUCCUCAAGGUCCUAAAGCAGAGCUAUUUGCCGAACGUCAAGAAUCCACCAGAAAAGAUGUCGAACAGGCUUUUGGAGUAUUGCAAUCAAGGUUUGCAAUAGUUAAAAACCCGGCUCUACUAUGGGAUAAGGAAAAAAUAGGAAGGAUUAUGAGAACUUGUGUCAUAUUGCACAAUAUGAUAGUAGAAAACGAACGAGGCAGAUACACUCUAACUGAUACAUCUGACUUCGAGUCAGGAGAGUCAAGCAGAUGUUCCAAGGUGAAAAGGAGAACAAGUUUUAAUAUCGGUAAUAUGCUAGGCAUUCACAAUGAAGUUCGGGAUUCAGAGAAACAUGAUUGUUUGAAAGCUGAUUUAGUUGAAAAUGUAUGGCAAAAGUUUGGUAACGUAGAUGAAUAA